AUGUCUCAAGGACGCAAGAUUGCAUUCAUCGGCGCCAGCGGCCAAGUUGGCAAACCGACAAUCAACACCCUCCUCCGCCAAGGCGGCCACACCAUCACCGCCCUCCAGCGACAAGGAGCCACCAGCACAUUCCCAACCGGAGUCAUCGUCAAGAAUGGCAAUCUUGAAGACGAGUCUUUUCUCGCAGAGGCACUCAAGGGACAAGAUGCCGUAGUUCUGAUGCCUCCCAUUUCUCACCUCGCUCAACUCCAAGAACCAGCCAUCCGCGCCGCCGCAAAGGUCGGUGUCCCCUACGUCUUCCCAUCUGAAUAUGGACCCGAUCCCUAUGCCGGCCAGCUUAUCGAAGAAAACGGACUUCUCAUCGCCAAAAAGAAGAUUCGCGAUCUCAUCGAAAGUCUCGGAGUGAGCAGCUGGGUUUCCAUCGCCAUCGGCCCAUGGCUCGACGACGGCCUCAAAUUGGGACUCUGGGGCAUCGACGCCAAAAACCGCAAAGCUACCUUGUGGCGCGGCGCGAAUGCCAAGGCCAACACGGCGAGCAUCGCUCACACUGGCGAAGCCCUUGCUGCUGUGUUGAGCCUUCCAGAGGCCGAUCUGGCAAAGUACAAGAACAAAGCUGCCUACACGCCAUCAUUCCACUUGACCCAGCGUGAAAUCUUGGAGGCUGUCCAGCGGGCAACGGGUACAACGGACGCAGACUGGGACAUCCAGUCGCGGGAUGUGAAGGAUGUGGCUGCGGAGUAUGAGGCAAAGAUCAAGCAAGGUGAUGGCGUGGCGCCUUACACAAAGUUCUUCGUCACGCACUUUUUGGACGGCCAUGGUGGAGACUUUCAGCACAAGGUGAAUGCUGCGGAAUUGGCUAAGCUUGAGAAUUUGGGACUAGGUAAGGAGACUGUGGAGGAGGUUAUCAAGAAGGCUCUGGUGUAA
Messenger RNA from Pochonia chlamydosporia 170, 924 nucleotides. RefSeq names its product oxidoreductase CipA-like. The transcript has a single exon. The record is from RefSeq and is a predicted model, not a curated record. NCBI's taxonomy places the organism in Eukaryota, Fungi, Ascomycota, Sordariomycetes, Hypocreales, Clavicipitaceae. Bases 1 to 924 code for a protein of 307 amino acids.